ACAAUAUCCCUCCUAAAGUCGGGCACUCAAGGCAUUAGCAAUUGCCAAGUUGAGUGAAGGCCCGCGAAUCGGAGGCGGAUAGAAGCACGUCAUCCAACUACUAAUACCUUAAACGGUAGACUAAUUCCUGCUACCGCUAGUUAAAGCCUUAUUAGGUACAAUAUUAGGUACUACCUAGGUAGGUAUAGAGUAUACCUGUUCCAAAGCCUUGGAUAAAGUUAAAUGAGAACGGGGGACUUUUAUGAGAGCUUAAUUAUUACUUAUUUCUUUAAAGUUUACCUAUUCCCAGAAUCAUCGGUCCUAUUUAUUUAUAUUUUGUUUUGUUCAUUAUACCUCAGGUAACAAAUACCGUUGGCCUUUUCGUUGCGAGGAGUUAUUGCUGGAAAGAAUAGGAAUCGAGAUGGCGACCAACAUCACCUGGCACCCCUCCCUCUCCCGCCGGGAGCGCUUCGCCCUCCGGGGCCAGCGCGGAUUCACGCUGUGGUUCACGGGGCUCAGCGCGUCGGGCAAGUCGACGGUGGCGACGGCGCUCGAGCAGCACCUGCUGCACCUGGGGGUGGCGGCGUACCGGCUGGACGGGGACAACGUGCGGUUCGGGCUCAACCGGGACCUGGGCUUCAGCGAGGCCCACCGCCAGGAGAACAUCCGCCGCAUCGGCGAGGUCGCCAAGCUGUUCGCCGACAGCGCCCAGGUCGCCAUCACCUCCUUCAUCUCCCCCUUCCGCGCCGACCGCCAGCUCGCCCGCGACCUGCACGCCGCCUCCGCCCACGGCGCCGACGAUCCCCUCCCAUUCGUCGAGGUCUACGUCGACGUCCCCAUCGAGGUCGCCGAGCAGCGGGAUCCCAAGGGCCUGUAUAAGAAGGCGCGCGCCGGCGAGAUCAAGGAAUUCACCGGGAUAAGCAGCCCCUACGAGGCCCCCGAGAACCCCGAGAUCAUCAUCCGCACCCACGAGAACUCCGUCGAGGAGUGCGUCGCCCAGAUCGUCCAGUGGCUCGAGGAGAAGGACUUGAUUCCGACGAAGACGGCUACCGCCGCUACGGCUGCCGAUGCCGCGGGGAGUGCCGCUCUUGCUUCGUGAGGAGCGCACGUUUCGGAUUGGUAGGGAAAUAAAGGAAAAUAAAAAAAAGAAUUAGGGGGAGGGAGGGGGAUGUGAGCUACAGUCUAUCACCGGCGUCGGAACCCAAGUCGCCAUUGGAAAAUAGAGAGCGAAGCGAGAAAACAGUAAAUUUCAGCAGUAGACAAGAAACACUCCCAAGAAAUGCACAUAGAAAUAUCCUAUU
Daldinia caldariorum is the source of this 1280-nucleotide messenger RNA. RefSeq names its product adenylylsulfate kinase. Lineage: Eukaryota; Fungi; Ascomycota; Sordariomycetes; Xylariales; Hypoxylaceae. Gene Ontology annotation, biological process: sulfate assimilation. The record is from RefSeq and is a predicted model, not a curated record. Gene Ontology annotation, molecular function: adenylylsulfate kinase activity; ATP binding. Bases 401 to 1078 code for a protein of 225 amino acids. The transcript is spliced from 2 exons.